AUGGACUUCACUACCUCUUGUGAGGACACAAAGUGGUGGAUGUUUAUCCUACCUACUCUUCUCGAAAUCCCAAGAUCAUGUGAUGCUAAUUUACUGUUACUUUUUAUUUUUAUUCUAUUCCUAGGUUAUGGACUUCUCAAUUGGGCUUGCUCGGCUGGUGGGCCUGCUUGGAAGAACGACCGCCAUCGUAUGGGUCGAGUUCCAAUCCCAGGGCCCAAUGGGCUCCCCUUUUUUGGUAGCUUAUUCAGCUUGAGCAGCGGCUUGGCACACCGUACCCUAGCACGCAUGUCUUUAAGCCAUGCAGCGAGCCAGCUGAUGGCUUUUAGCUUGGGUUCGACUCCAGUUGUGGUGACUAACGACACCCACAUUGCGCGUGAAAUCUUAACAUCCCCACAUUUUGCUAGCCGGCCGAUCAAAGAAUCGGCUAAGCAACUCAUGUUCAGCCGAGCUAUUGGCUUCGCCCCUGACGGGUCCCACUGGCGUAUGUUGAGAAGAAUCGCCUCCACUCACCUUUUUGCACCCAAGCGCGUACUAGCCCAUCAAGGAGUUUGCCGACUAGAAUGCGCAGCCAUGUUGAGUGCUAUAGGUGAGGAACAAUCCCUUAAGGGGUUUGUACAACUCAGGAAGCACCUCCAAGCUGCCUCUUUGAAUAGCAUAAUGGAAAUUGUAUUUGGGAAAAGGUACAACACCACAAAGCAUGAUAAUGAAGCUAAAGAGUUGAAUGAAUUAGUGAGAGAAGGGUUUGAGCUCUUGGGAGCUUUCAAUUGGUCCGAUCAUCUGCCGUGGUUGAAGUAUUUUUACGACCCUUUUUGUAUUCAAGCACGAUGUGCAGCUCUGGUGCCUCGAGUCAAAAAACUCGUUAAGGAAAUUAUUAAGGAACAUCGAAGUGAAGAAGAUCAAUAUAAAGUGAAAGAUAAUCUUGACUUUGUCGAUAUUUUGCUCUCACUCGAGGGUGAGGAGAAGCUCGAUGAGGACGAUAUGGUGGCCGUCUUGUGGGAAAUGAUAUUUCGGGGCACUGACACAACAGCUCUGCUAACUGAAUGGACAAUGGCCGAACUAAUCCUAAACCCUAAUGUCCAAUCAAAACUUCACUGUGAGCUCCAAAACAUAGUACAAAACAACUCAUGUGGUCUCAUCACGGAUGCCGACGUGGCUAAGUCACCCUAUCUGGAGGCGGUGGUGAAGGAGACUCUUCGGCUCCACCCACCCGGGCCCCUCCUCUCAUGGGCCCGCCUCUCGACAGCCGACGUCCCUCUUAGCAACGGUAUGGUCAUCCCAACCAACACUACCGCAAUGGUGAACAUGUGGGCCAUAACGCACAAUCCGAGAAUUUGGGAAGACCCCUUCGUUUUUAGGCCGGAGAGGUUCUUGGAAUCGGCUGGCGGGAUCAAUGUUGAUGUGAGGGGGAGUGACUUGAGGCUCGCCCCGUUCGGGGCUGGGCGUAGGGUUUGCCCUGGAAAGAACCUGGGGCUGGCUAGUGUCAGCCUCUGGGUGGCGAACCUGGUGCACAGUUUUGAAUGGAUUGAAAAUGGGGCUAGGCUCGUGGAUUUGAGUGAGGAGUUGAAGCUUUCUUGUGAGAUGAAGAAGCCUCUCUCAUCUAUGGCAAUUCCAAGGGCUAAAGGGUUCUUUCUCGAUUAG
Messenger RNA from Sesamum indicum (sesame), 1638 nucleotides. Its product is annotated as cytochrome P450 78A7-like. Gene Ontology annotation, molecular function: oxidoreductase activity, acting on paired donors, with incorporation or reduction of molecular oxygen; iron ion binding; heme binding. Lineage: Eukaryota; Viridiplantae; Streptophyta; Magnoliopsida; Lamiales; Pedaliaceae. The record is from RefSeq and is a predicted model, not a curated record.